CGAGUUCACACCAAAAAUAUUCAUAACCUCAUUCUUUUUCGUGAUGGUUGUUUUGAAAAUUUAUUUUUAGUUUUUUUCCCCGAAUUUAUUAAAUUUAAUGCUUUUAGUUCGUCGUGCAUUUUCCACAUUUAGAAUGGCUUGUAGUCGGUACGAAUAUGUUAAGCAAUUUGAGUUGGAUGACAAAAUUCUCCCCAAUACGUGGAUCGUUGUCCGGGUGGAUGGGAAAGGAUUCCACAAAUUUGCCACAGUUCACAGUUUUGAGAAGCCCAAUGAUUCCAGGGCACUGAAUCUGAUGAACUGUGCAGCUAUAUCUGUGAUGCAGGAAUUCCGUGACAUUGCUAUUGGUUACGGACAGAGCGAUGAGUAUUCAUUUGUCUUCCGGAAGAGUACGGAAAUCUACAAAAGACGCUCUGCGAAGAUUAUGUCCAUGGUAACGAGUUUAUUUACAUCGGCCUACGUUAUGAAUUGGGGAAAGUUUUUCCCGGAGGAUCGAUUGCAGUACGCCCCGGCUUUUGAUGGACGGGUUGUUGUGUAUCCCAGCGAUGAGAACCUCAAGGAUUACCUGGCGUGGCGACAGGCGGAUGUGCACGUGAACAAUUUGUACAAUACAGCUUUUUGGAAUCUUGUCCUACGCGAUGGGCUGAGUAAUGCUGAAGCCGAAGCCAGACUCCGUGGCACGGUGGCGUCAGAUAAGAAUGAACUUCUCUUCCAACGCUUCGGGAUAAACUACAAUAAUCUUCCACCGAUGUAUCGCAAAGGCACCGUCCUGCUGCGGAAGCGUGUUCAUGCUGAAAAGUUGGAUCUCAAGCGACAGCUAAUUGUGCCUCAGUACGUCGAUCUCAUUCGCGAGAACUUCUGGACGGAGAAUUGGGAAUUGCUCGAUACAAAGGGGUCCGGAGGCGAUGUAUUUCACCUCAAGGAUCGCGAUCUUCCUGACUUGAUGAAAAUUCAAAUUUCCACCACACGAGAAGCCGGAAAUUAACAAUGUUCUCACUCCUUUAUAUAUAAAUUGUUAUUUUUAUCUUGUCUCUCAAAUUACAAAUUGCAUUUUUCUUUAGAUGUUUCUGAAACAGGA
This is a messenger RNA of Lutzomyia longipalpis, 1075 nucleotides long. RefSeq names its product probable tRNA(His) guanylyltransferase (gene THG). Gene Ontology annotation, molecular function: magnesium ion binding; tRNA guanylyltransferase activity. The coding region runs from base 98 to 982 and encodes 294 amino acids. Lineage: Eukaryota; Metazoa; Arthropoda; Insecta; Diptera; Psychodidae. The record is from RefSeq and is a predicted model, not a curated record. The transcript is spliced from 2 exons. Gene Ontology annotation, biological process: tRNA modification.